Messenger RNA from Medioppia subpectinata, 800 nucleotides. The record is from the annotation of a GenBank genome assembly. NCBI's taxonomy places the organism in Eukaryota, Metazoa, Arthropoda, Arachnida, Sarcoptiformes, Oppiidae.
UAGCUAUUGAUUGUUUGCACACAAAUACUCCGCCUAUUAUACACCGACAAAUUAACCCUGGCAAUAUUAUGAUUAAACACGAUCCCGAUGCCGGUACUUUUGUAAAGUUGGGUGGUUUUGGUUUGGCCACAGAGCACUUGAAUGAUGAUCAAUCCCAUACUGAGUGCUCGGGUGUGGACGAGUAUUUGGCGCCUGAGGUCCGUCAGGGGCGCCGAUACGACACAAAGUGCGAUAUGUAUAGUCUGGGCGUCACUGUUCAGCAUAUGUUUAACUUUGAUGCCAACACUUUGUUCCAAACUGAACAAGAAUUGGACACAAAUUACGAGAAGAUAAAGAAACUAACGUUACGUCUAUUAAAUAACGUACGAAACGGUCGGCCGUCGGCUAAGGACCUCAUUAUUAGACACAAUGAAUGGUCGAUCCCUUACGCGUCCGUUAGGGCACACGUACUGGCCAUCAUUGAACCCAACGCUUCAUAUGAUAUCGACAGACAAUUUGCUCAAUACUUUUUGAAUCAACCAAUAUGCAAAGUGUCAUAUUUUAUUAUGCUCAACAUGGUCGAAGAGAUAUUGGCGGGUCUAAUCUAUUUGCAUAAUAAGGGAAUAAUGCACCGGGAUGUAAAAGAAAGUAAUAUAUUGAUUAGAAACGAGGGUGAUGGCUGGGUGAUUAAGAUAUGCGAUUUUGAUUUAGCUAAAUUGGAAGAGUCAGCAUCAAAACACACCAUAGGGUGUGGCACUGAUUCGUAUAGAGCGCCCGAACUCAGGCAUGGAGACCUGAGCCUAUUCGCUUUUACGAACUAA